Molecule: messenger RNA, 1771 nt
Organism: Glycine soja
Lineage: Eukaryota; Viridiplantae; Streptophyta; Magnoliopsida; Fabales; Fabaceae
Exons: 9
Coding region: 157-1551 (464 amino acids)
Source: RefSeq, a predicted model, not a curated record
AUUAAAAAAAAACUCGGGAUUCCGUCGAAUAAAUACACCUCUCCUUCCAUCCCUCCGUUUUGUAUCGCUUUUUGGCGGUUUUAGCCUUUUUCGGUUUCGAACAUUCGGACGAAUUUCUCUCUCUCUCUCUUCAAUUCAACACUUGGAGGACAUGAGAUGGAUCGGGAAGAAUAUUUGGGGAAGUGUUCCAAUAUGAAAUGCCAAAGAGUGGAUGAAUCAUAUGUACAUGCUCUUCAAGAUGAAGUAAUGGAAGUUGAGCAUUUGCUUGCAGAACCUAGAAAUGAUCAUGCUUCCCUGGAUGGUAGUUUGGAUUCUCAUACAACUUUGAAUGGAAAGGAUGAUUUGGAACUGGAGGCCCUUGAUGGAUUGCUGGAUGAUGUUGAAAUCAAUGAUCUUGAAGGAACUGUUGGUUUCCCUGGUGGUACAUGUGAAGAAUAUUUUUUGGAUUUUGGAUUUGCUGACAAAUUUGAGGAGGUACUAGGCUCUGGUCCUUUUGUAGGUUCACUCUUGCAAAACUCAAGUUCUGAAAGUCAUUCUUCCGGAUUAAGCGGAAGUAGCAUUGUUGAUGGGGUAUUAGAAUCAACAGAAGUACCUAUUGCACAAUCUGAAUGCAAAAAUGAUUCUCUAGAUGAGACAAUAACCUAUGAAUCACAUGGUGCCUUCAGGAACAAUCCAAGUCAACCAUCAAAAGUAAAUUGCAGAUACAACAUUUCACUUGAUAUACAACAUCUGCAAGAUUUGGAUAACAACCGUCAUUUAGCUGGUGGUAUAUUGACUUGUAAGAAGGAAAAGGGUCCUGUUGAAAAAGGCCAACCUGCUGCACUUAGAGAGAAGAGAUUCCGAAAGCCUACUCAGAGGUACAUUGAAGAAUUUUCAAAUUCAAGGUCAAAGGAAAAGGCACCAACUGCUGGUACAAAAACUAAAUAUUUAAGUGACUCAUCAUGUGAUGAUGUACUUCAUAUAAGAAUUAAAGCAUUCAAAAAGAGUCCAAGUGAAAAGUCUAGUAUUGAAAAUAGAGAUGUGAUGCUUCCUGAGUUGCAAGUUCACAAAGGGCGUCCGAAGAAAGAGAAACUUGAGUAUGACAUCGAGUCAUUUCCCUUGGAAUCUGAGGAUGAAUGGUUGACAUCAAAAAGAUCUAGAAGGAAAGAUCGAAGAAAGCAUCAGAAGAUGUGGACUCUCCCUGAAGUGUUGAAGUUGGUUGAAGGCAUAUCUGAAUAUGGAGUUGGUCGAUGGACUGACAUAAAGAGGUUUCUGUUUUCUUCUACAAGCUACCGAACUCCCAUAGAUCUCAGGGACAAGUGGCGAAACCUUUUGAGAGCCAGUUCUGCACAGAAAAGCACGAGAGAGGCUGAACAAAAUGACGAGCUUGCCCUGCGUCCCUUGCCAUUUAAUGUGGUACAUCGUGUGCAAGAAUUGGCUAAAAUUCACCCAUACCCUAGGGAACGUGGAUCAAAGAAGUUGCGUGUUAGCCAAGCUGGCUCUUCUGUCAUUGCUAAAGAUUCUCCUCCCCUUAGUCUUAGCAAAAGAAAUGUACGUAGGAAGUUUACUUAGAAGUCCAUAUGGAAAACAGUCCAUGGAAAUCUAUAGUCAAAAGAAUCUUGUUGAAAUUUAGGUAAUCACAUUUGCACAAUUUUAUACUGUGAAUUAAUUUUAUGUUUACAAAGGCACAGAAAUUUUGAAUUGUAAUUAUGAGGAAUCAUUAGUUGUCCUACAAUAGUUUGCCAUGCUUAAUGCCUAAUACUUUUAUAGUAUGAUUUUAUUAGUGCACUAA